Messenger RNA from Striga asiatica, 2367 nucleotides. Lineage: Eukaryota; Viridiplantae; Streptophyta; Magnoliopsida; Lamiales; Orobanchaceae. The record is from the annotation of a GenBank genome assembly.
CGAAUGCCUACUUUCAUAGCCACAAUUUGACGAAGGAUUUAGAAGCACGCACUCUAUCCCCCUUACGUUACACUGAUAAAAAUCAUCACAAUCAGUUGUCUGGUAUUGUGAAGCUUUAGGCUCGUUAGGCGAAAAUCACAUUCUGAAACCCUAAUUGCUAAUACCAGUACAGCUUGACCUAUGCCCCUUCUUCUUCUUUUGGUUUUUUCUUUUUACAGUUGUUCAAGUUAGAUAAUUUUUGUUUUCAGUUGCUCGACUAGACUGUAUUAUUUUCAGGGAAUCGCGUGCCGAUAAUCUGAUUCCGUUCCUGGCGUUGGGUUAAAGAAUCGGACUCGAAAUUGUAUUUGGGGUUGAAAUUACUGUGUAUUAGAUUGCCGAUUUUAAUUUUCAGCCGACGUUUGGAGAUCUCUCGUUGUGAAUUUUUUUGUCUAUUUCACUCUGUAAAAACCGUUUUUUCAAAAGAUUGCGUUUUGACCUGAGGUGUAGAAAUCUUGUCCGGAUGAUGUCUGUUGAGAGAUCGUUUGAAGCAUGGGAAGAGGUGCAGCGGCACGGGCAGGACUUAGCUGAUAAGCUUGCUCAGGGCUUCACGGGCUUAAUCCAAUCUCAUAUUACUCCACCCUCUUUCCAAUGGCCAAACCCUCCCACGCCCAAGCUGUUUGAAGUCGAGUUCCCAGUGCAGAAAUUUAUGAAAGGGGAUUUUGGGCUGUCGGUGGAUAAUUCCGCUAUUAAUGGGGUGACCGCUAUUUUCGAUAUUGGGAACAGAAUAGGACAGGCUGGGGUAGAGUUUGGAUCUUGUUUGAAUGGUGCGGUUCAUCAGUUUUUUAGGCGGUUGCCCGUGCCUUUCCAUCAUGAUGAGAGUGUUGGGAUGUCUCUAGGUGUGGAAGGACAAGGCCCGAGGGCUAAUGUGGGCAUAACCCUGCAGGAGGAUUUAGGAUCACUUGCAGAGAGAUUUAAGGAUUAUGGGUUCUCUGAAAAUAGUGCCGUAAUUGUGGAGGCCUCGGAGGAGGAUGAGACUGAGACCUUUGGUGUUAAUGCGAAGGCAUUGAAACAUUUGGGCCAGUCGAAGGGUACUGUCAAUGUUACUGCAACCUAUGACAGUAGAACCAGCAAUGUUGAAAGUUCUCUUGUUGCAAAGGGAGAUUUAUGGAGAGUCGAGGCAUCACAAGGAAGCUCGACAUCUAGAAAUGAGAACUCAUCCCUUUUCCUUGUCCAGCUUGGGCCUGUAUUGUUUGUUCGUGAUUCCACUCUUCUCCUGCCUGUCCAUUUGUCAAAGCAACACCUGCUGUGGUAUGGGUAUGAUAGGAAGAAUGGAUUGCAUUCUCUCUGUCCAGCCGUGUGGUCGAAGCACAGAAGGUGGCUAUUGAUGUCAAUGAUCUGCCUCAACCCUUUAGCUUGUAUGAGGACUAUUGAGGAGCUCUGGGAUGACCUCCAUCCUAGCUAUGUGGGUUAUCCAAGCACUUCCUUGUCUUUCAUGGAUUUGCAAUUCCCAAAUGGCCAAGUUACAUAUGUUUCUGGUGAAGGGUUAUCCACUAGUUGCUUUCUGCCCGUCUGUGGAGGGUUGCUUCAAGCACAGGGCCAAUAUCCAGGAGAUAUGAAGUUCAGUUUUUCAUGCAAGAAUAAGUGGGGAACACGCAUAACACCGAUGCUGCAGUGGCCUGAAAAGUCAUUUGCCUUGGGCCUGGAGCAGGCAUUAGCUUGGAAGAGAUCUGGUCUGCUGGUGAGGCCAACAGUCCAAUUCAGUUUAUGCCCAACAUUUGGUGGAAGCUGUCCUGGGCUACGGAUGGAGCUUACCCAUUCUGUGAAGGAGGAAGUUGGCAGGUCGAAGUGGAAUGGAAAUGUCGGCAGCACAGGUGUGGUAUUGAAAGUUGAAACUCCUCUUGGCAACUAUGGCAGGCCUUCCUUUUCUGUUCAGUUGAAUAGUGGUAUUGAGUUUUAAUUUCUUCCUUUUUUUAUUUUUUUCAUUGCUAUUUUUCUUUUGAAUGAUGGAGGAGGAGUGAGGAUGGACAGCAUGUGUAAUUAACCUGUAUAUAUGUACUUCAGUGUAAUUUUGUUCGUUAUAGCGCCUCGGACGUGAAGCAUACUGUACUGUAAUUAGCUAUGCUUGUCGUUUUGUACAAAAAUGUGUCCAUUUGUGCACAUAAUUUCUUGUCGGAAAAUGUGUAAUGUAUGUUUAUCUUAAACUAGUGUGUAGCCCAUGUUAUGCACGGGUAAAUAAUACUAAUAAUCCCAACCUUCAGCGAGUAGGUUCCCCGCCUUCGGUUAUGGGAGUUUGGUUAGAGCAUGAUAUUAUUGGAGUGUCGUAUCCUCGUCGAGUCCUAAUAUAGGCUUAUGGCCUCUUUCAUUGUACCAAAAAAAAUAAUAAUAAUA